This is a messenger RNA of Dromiciops gliroides (monito del monte), 3767 nucleotides long. It is a transcript of the gene EPHB3, whose product is annotated as EPH receptor B3. Gene Ontology annotation, cellular component: plasma membrane; neuron projection. The transcript has 16 exons. Gene Ontology annotation, molecular function: ATP binding; protein binding; transmembrane-ephrin receptor activity. Lineage: Eukaryota; Metazoa; Chordata; Mammalia; Microbiotheria; Microbiotheriidae. The record is from RefSeq and is a predicted model, not a curated record. Bases 46 to 2964 code for a protein of 972 amino acids. Gene Ontology annotation, biological process: cell surface receptor protein tyrosine kinase signaling pathway; axon guidance; protein phosphorylation.
CUGCUGCUGCUGCCCGCCGGCAGCUGGGCGCUGGAAGAGACCCUCAUGGACACAAAGUGGGUGACAUCUGAGCUGGCGUGGACGCCCCAUCCAGAAACUGGGUGGGAAGAGGUCAGUGGCUACGAUGCAGCCAUGAACCCCAUCCGGACGUACCAGGUGUGCAAUGUGAGGGAGAGCAGCCAGAACAACUGGCUGCGGACCGGCUUCAUCCGCAGGCGAGAGGUACAGCGGGUGUACGUGGAAAUCAAGUUUACCGUUCGGGACUGCAACAGCAUCCCCAACAUCCCUGGCUCCUGCAAGGAGACUUUCAACCUCUUUUAUUAUGAGGCAGACAGUGACGUGGCCUCAGCCUCCAGCCCCUUCUGGAUGGAGAAUCCCUACAUCAAGGUGGACACGAUUGCACCAGAUGAGAGCUUCUCCCGCCUGGAUGCCGGCCGGGUCAACACUAAAGUGCGCAGCUUUGGGCCCCUUUCUAAGGCUGGCUUCUACCUGGCCUUCCAGGACCAGGGGGCCUGCAUGUCCCUCAUAUCUGUCCGGGUCUUCUAUAAGAAAUGUGCCCGGACCAUCGCCAGCUUCGCCCUCUUCCCGGAGACCCUCACGGGGGCUGAGCCCACCUCCCUGGUCAUCGCUCCUGGCACCUGCAUCCCCAAUGCUGUUGAGGUCUCGGUGCCCCUCAAACUGUACUGCAAUGGGGAUGGCGAGUGGAUGGUGCCUGUGGGAGCCUGUACCUGUGCCGCCGGCUACGAACCCUCUGCCAAGGAGACUCAGUGUCAGGCCUGUCCCCCUGGGAGUUUCAAGGCAAAACAGGGCGAGGGACCCUGCCUCCCUUGCCCCCCCAAUAGCCGUACCACGUCGGCCGCCGCCACCAUCUGUAUUUGCCAUAACAACUUUUAUCGUGCUGACUCCGACCCUCCUGACAGUGCCUGCACCACGGUGCCUUCCCCACCCCACAGUGUGAUUUCCAACGUGAAUGAGACCUCGCUGGUGCUUGAGUGGAGUGAACCCCGGGACUUGGGGGGCCGUGAUGACCUCCUCUAUAAUGUCAUCUGCAAGAAGUGCCAGGGGGGCCCUGGGACGUCAGGCCCGGCUACCUGUUCCCGCUGUGAUGACAACGUGGAGUUUGUGCCCCGGCAGCUGGGGCUGACUGAGCGGCGGGUACACGUGAGCCGUCUGUUGGCCCACACACGCUACAGCUUUGAGGUGCAGGCCGUGAAUGGGGUCUCUGGCAAGAGCCCCCUGCCCCCACGCUAUGCUGCUGUGAACAUCACCACCAACCAAGCUGCUCCGUCAGAGGUGCCCACUAUGCGUCUACACAGCAGCUCUGGAAGCAGCUUGACCCUGUCCUGGUCCCCCCCUGAGAGGCCCAAUGGCAUUAUCUUGGACUAUGAGAUGAAGUACUAUGAAAAGAAUGAUCGCAUCCCUUCCACGGUGACCAGUCAGAAGAACUCAGUGCAGUUGGAUGGACUUCGGCCGGACGCCUGUUAUGUGGUCCAGGUCCGAGCUCGGACUGUGGCUGGCUACGGCCAAUACAGCCACCCUGCUGAGUUUGAGACCACUGGGGAGAGAGGUUCAGGGGCGCAACAACUCCAAGAGCAGCUUCCCCUCAUCGUGGGUUCAGCUACCGCCGGCCUGGUCUUCCUCGUAGUGGUUGUGGUCAUUGCCAUCGUCUGCCUCAGGAAGCAACGCCAUGGCUCUGACUCGGAAUACACUGAGAAGCUGCAGCAAUACAGAACCCUGUCCCUCCCUGAUCCCUCUCUUCUGCCCCCAGUUGCCCCUGGCAUGAAGGUUUACAUCGACCCUUUCACUUAUGAAGACCCCAAUGAGGCUGUGAGGGAGUUUGCCAAAGAGAUCGAUGUCUCUUGUGUCAAGAUUGAGGAGGUGAUCGGAGCUGGGGAGUUUGGCGAGGUGUGUCGGGGCCGGCUGAAGCAGCCCGGACGCCGGGAGCUCUUUGUGGCUAUAAAGACUCUGAAGGCCGGCUACACGGAAAGGCAGCGGCGAGACUUCCUGAGCGAGGCCUCCAUCAUGGGCCAGUUUGACCAUCCCAACAUCAUCCGCCUGGAAGGCGUGGUCACCAAGAGUCGGCCCGUCAUGAUCCUCACGGAGUUCAUGGAGAACUGUGCCCUCGACUCCUUCCUCCGAUUGAACGACGGGCAGUUCACUGUGAUCCAGCUGGUGGGCAUGUUACGGGGCAUUGCGGCGGGCAUGAAGUACCUGUCGGAGAUGAACUAUGUGCACCGGGACCUAGCUGCCCGGAACAUCCUGGUGAACAGCAACCUGGUGUGCAAAGUCUCUGACUUUGGCCUCUCCCGCUUUCUAGAAGAUGACCCUGCUGAUCCCACCUACACUAGCUCACUGGGUGGGAAGAUCCCCAUCCGAUGGACGGCCCCAGAAGCCAUCGCUUACCGGAAAUUCACGUCGGCCAGUGAUGUCUGGAGCUACGGAAUCGUCAUGUGGGAGGUGAUGAGCUAUGGAGAACGGCCCUACUGGGACAUGAGCAAUCAAGAUGUGAUCAAUGCCGUGGAGCAGGAUUAUCGCCUGCCACCCCCCAUGGACUGCCCCAACGCUCUGCAUCAGCUCAUGCUGGACUGCUGGGUACGGGACCGCAAUCUACGGCCCAAGUUUGCCCAGAUUGUCAACACCUUGGACAAGCUCAUUCGGAAUGCUGCCAGCCUGAAGGUCAUUGCCAGCGUCCAGUCUGGGGUGUCCCAGCCACUGUUAGACCGAACUGUCCCCGACUACACCACCUUCACCACGGUGGGGGACUGGUUGGACGCCAUCAAGAUGGGGCGGUACAAAGAAAGCUUUGUCAGCGCGGGCUUUGCCUCCUUUGACCUCGUUGCCCAGAUGACGGCAGAGGACCUGCUUCGGAUCGGAGUGACUUUGGCCGGCCACCAGAAGAAGAUCCUAAGUAGUAUCCAGGAUAUGCGGUUGCAGAUGAACCAAACACUGCCGGUGCAGGUCUGACCCCCUCCAGCAGCCCCCGGGGCCCCCGGGGUGCCACAGGGACUCUGAGCGGCUGGACAUUCGGACGUUUGGAUGCUCGGUCAAGGGCUGCGGCCCAAAAGUUCACAAUGUGUCGGGGGACCAGCAGGAGCCCCACCCCCCGCAGUGGCCUGUGCUCCCUUUGUGGGCAACAGCAGGUUCGGGACUUAGGACAGAUGCCACCUCUUCAUAUUGAAGACGGAUUAGGGGAUGGGAGUCAUGCCACUACCCAUCCCCCUUGGGGCCCAGGCCUCCCUGCUCUCGGACAGGGGGGUGACCCCACAGCCUCAGACUUGGGUGUUCUCCACGCUGGAGUGACUGCAAUAGUGAGCCUGGUGGGGCUCUAGCCUGGAUCAGGGCCCCCCCAGGUACGCAAAAAGCAGCCCCUCCCUCAGAAACCAGAGGGGGGAAGCUUCAGGGAGUGAGGGGACGUACUCGACGCCCCGGCCCUGCUCCAGAGCCAGCCACCAUCGCUUCAAGUUUGCACAGGGACUCUUUGGCGGGGGGGAGGGGGGUGGAUAGGACCCGGCUCCUACCUGAUACCUCCUGGCCCCCCUCCUCAGCCUGGUUGGUGCUGAAGCUGGCUUCCAAAAUGGGGAGGGGGCCGGCUGAGGAGCAGCCCCCCUGCCCCUUAGAGACUCACAGAGCCAGAGAAUAGAUGUCUGGAUGUCUGCUAUGCGUGCUAGCGCACCGGGCAGGUGCGUGUGUGAGCAUGGGAGAGCUUGGGCCCAGCUGGGGGGUGGCCCAGCUGGGGCGUCAGCAGAAUAAAGGCAAUAAGUCAUUGC